AUUCUCUCUCAUGGUCCAACAAAAAUUGUGCUUCUUCUCAAACUGUACGGAAGGCUUAACAAACUACAAUAUUCUCUUUCCCUCUCUAAGAGCUGUUUAUUCUCAUGUGAGGAUUAUCUUUAUAACCCAAUCACAACAAUGACUUAGUUUAGGUUUAGAACACAGAGCUCCUCCUUUCCUCUAAGCUUCAUCCACAAAAAAUGGAGUUCAUUGGCUCUGCCCUGGAUGAAUUAUACCUGACUCAACAACGAAACUACAGGGGAAGGAUCAGCCGAACCAGGCAAUACAAUGAUGAUUCAAAAGAGUACAAAUCCAAGAACCUCGAUGCUGAAAGGAGGAGGAGGCAGAAGCUCAGUGAUAGGCUCUUGACACUGCGAUCUCUAGUUCCAAUCAUAACAAACAUGAACAAGGCAACAAUCAUUGAGGAUGCCAUUACUUACAUCCAAGAACUGCAAUCCACUGUCAAGGUUCUCAGUGACCAGCUCCUGGGAAUGGAUGUUUCAAUUGAAGAAGAAAAAAACAAGAAACAGAGUGACGAGGAGGUUUCUGCAGAGGAGACGAAACAAUCAGACAUAAAGGAAGAUGUUGUGGUUAGUGGUAUUGAUGGGGACAAAUUCUGGGUGAAGAUUGUAAUUGAAAAAAGAAGGGGCAGGUUCACUAGAUUGCUGGAGGCCAUGGCUUCUUAUGGAUUCAACCUCAGUGACCCCAGUGUUACUACCUCAAAUGGAGCAUUCCUUGUUACAUCCCAAGUGGAGGGUAUUUAUGGGGAUUCAUUACCAAUUCACCAAAUCAGGGAGCUGCUGUUGGGCAUAAUCAGGGAGACUUAGAACCAAGUCUGCCAGAAAGUGUUGCUGGUCUUCAAUUUCUUAUGAACAACCAUGAAGCAGUCUCUAGUGAUUUAGCUUUUCUAUCUACGGUAUUCACAUAUGAUUUCAGUAUUACAAUAAGAAGUUGAAAUUCAUUACACAAGAUUGUUGGGUUAAGGAUCUGAAAUGUA
Molecule: messenger RNA, 997 nt
Organism: Tripterygium wilfordii
Lineage: Eukaryota; Viridiplantae; Streptophyta; Magnoliopsida; Celastrales; Celastraceae
Product: transcription factor DYT1-like
Exons: 4
Coding region: 201-827 (208 amino acids)
Biological process (GO): regulation of DNA-templated transcription
Cellular component (GO): nucleus
Molecular function (GO): protein dimerization activity; sequence-specific DNA binding; DNA-binding transcription factor activity
Source: RefSeq, a predicted model, not a curated record